AUGGUGGCGAAAAGAAAGAAAAUCGUAGAAUAUGAAAAUGCUGCAGAAAAAGAAGCUGAAACUUUACAGACCGUAACUUCUCAAAUCACAGUUGCUUUAAAUGCAGAAUAUGAGGAAGAGCAGUGCGCUUGCUACAAAGAUGAUGCUAUCGUCUUACCCACCAUGAGCAAGGAAAAACUGCGCAAGCAAAAAAUGGCCGUCUUAAAAAAACUAUGCUCUAACUAUGGAAUCACAGGGAUUUCUGGAAGGAAGAAAGAACCCUAUGUCAAAGCGCUUUACAGUUACAUACGCGAAAAUCCGUCUUCGCAACAUGGACUC
Messenger RNA from Paramuricea clavata, 318 nucleotides. The record is from the annotation of a GenBank genome assembly. NCBI's taxonomy places the organism in Eukaryota, Metazoa, Cnidaria, Anthozoa, Malacalcyonacea, Plexauridae.